UACGCUUCUUCCCACACAGUUCCGCCCUUCUCUAAUCACGGGAAGGAGGAAACGUCUGGGUUGCGGUGCAGUUUUACAAAAUAAACUUUUAAUUAAACUUAACUUCGAUGCCUGGAUUACCGGAGAACGAAUGAAAUUUUCUAUAAUUCGCACAAACGUGGGAUUCUUUUUUCCCCCCAAGUUUCCUAUGGCGUGAGUGACAAGUUGAGAAAUAGAGGAUGGACAGAGCACAACACAGAGGAAAAUGGAAGAAAAAAUGUUGUUUUACUCUGUUUUUUUCGAUCUGUCUGGAUGUGUGUGCUGCUGCGGCUGUACCAGCUAGCUGCAAGGGCGAUGAGUUUCGCAGCUCGAAAGGCCACUGCUGUAACAGGUGUCCACCAGGAUUCUUCAUGGUGGAGGAGUGUGAGGGACCACGUCUGAGGACCAACUGCUCCGUCUGCCCCAGUGGGCGGUACAUAGAGACGACCAACUACGUCAAACAGUGUUUCAGAUGUAGAACAUGUAAACCCGAGAAUUAUGAAAAGGAGUCCUCACGUUGCGAACCAGCAAAAAACACAGUAUGUGAAUGUCAAGAUGGCUACGCCAAAAUCUAUAUCGACCGCAAUACCUGGGACUGCAUUGCACAGGAAGUGACAUCUUGUUUGCCCCCGAAAGAUGUUGAGGAGCCAAGCUAUCAUUGGUCCUUCUUUGUGGGUGUGGCUUUAGUCGCAGUGAUCGCGGUGGUACUCCUGGUGUUUGGGAUUUAUAAGGUCCUGAAGAGAUUUAAGAGCGGGGUCAGGGAGUCGCCGGGUCUUCUGGAACCUGCCCCAGCUGAGAGUUCCACUGAAAAAUUACUCAUCAGUUCUAUUCCCAAAACGGAUUCCUCCAUCCAAGAGAGCACUCCUGUUUUCAGCGUAUUUCCUGGCAAUAGGACACCCGAUCUACCACCUCAACUGCCAGAUUGCAUCCCCCAAGAAUUCAAGUUUUCUCCUUUUGUCUACUAUUUGCUGGACCUCGUUCCUGCAGACCGCUUCAAGGAGCUGGUGCGACACCUGGGUGUUUUGGAGCGGGACAUUGAGAGGGCGGAGAGGGACAAUCGCACCUUUAAGGAGAGCCAGCAUCAGAUGCUGAGGGUGUGGGGGGAGCGUGGGGGCGGGGGGGUGAAGGGGAUCCUCCCUCUCCCCGUGGUUUUGGAGCUGCUGAGCACGCUGAGGAUGAUGGGGCUGGGGGGCUGUGCUGAGGCCAUCGAAGAGAAGUACGGCAUUCAGUAGCGCCAAACGGGCGUGCUCGAGGGUGCGCACGUGCGCGCACACACAGUGACACGCAUAUACACACGUGCACCCGCGCACACACAGUGACACGCAUAUACACACGUGCACCCGCGCACACAGUGACACGCAUAUACACACAAGUGCACACACGCACGCGCAGACACAGAUACAACACAGACAUGCACGCAUGCACACACACAUGCAGUCACACAGACACAGAUACACACGCACAUGCAUGUUCUCUCUUUCACCCACACACACACACAAGCACGCACGCACACAUACACACACCAGCACGCACGCACGCACACACACACACACAAGCACGCACGCACGCACACAUACACACACCAGCACGCACGCACACAUACACACACCAGCACGCACGCACGCACGCACACACAUACACACACAAGCACGCAUGCACGCGCACACACACACACCAGCACGCACGCACACACACACACACACACACACACACACCAGCACGCACGCACACACACACACACACACACACACACACACACACACACGCACGCACACACACACACACACACACACACACAGCCAAAUGAACACACGGCAGUUUCACUGCAGUACAAAGCAGCAUUGCAAAUGAUUUCAUGUACAAACAUAUAUUCUGAUGUACUAAAGACAACCUGGCAAAUGCCACACUAACAUAACUAAUAUAGCUGAAAUAUAACCUGUAUAUAGAUUUAUAGGAUAUGUCCCUCCUUUGAUUGGUUGGGCUAAAGGAGGCGGAUCCUGUCUGAGGUCCUGCCCACUCCUCCAGUCUAAAGCCAGUGUUGGGGGGAAAAAAGCUCCAAGUGUCCUGCACCAGAGCCCAGAACAUUCUGAGCAACGUCUGAACCUCUGGGGCUUAUUUCACCUGGACAUACCCUGUUCAACACAUCUUUUACAAUCACAUAUCGCAUAUCAUGCAUCACAUAUCGCGUAUCACAUAUCGCGUAUCACAUAUUGCAUAUCACAUAUCACAUAUUGUAUGCUGAAGCACGAUCCUCAGGCCGUAAUCCUCAGGUCCCUCUGACAGACACAUGGGGUACUGAAACCUUUCACUGCUCUGUUGCCAAAAACUUGAAUACUCGCGAUUGCCAGAGAGCUCAUUUUUCACCUGGCGACCACUCGGCUGCCGGUGUAAACCACGGGCGGCCGUUACUACGGUUAUUCCUGGUUGAGAACUUGACGGGGAGGAGCGAGAGAGUGUGCAGGCUGGGAGAGAUGGAGUGGGUGGGUGGGUGGGUGGGUGGGUUUUGGUGGAGGAAGGGAACAGUGUGUGAAGGGAGUGGGUGGAAAAAAAGAGGAAGAGGAAGAGGAAGAUGUGACACUUCUCCCUCUGCACACUCGUGCCCGUUACAGAAGGGGCAUUUGAUGUGCAGUGUAAAGUUUCUAAUGCAUUAAGUAUCUAGUGCAAUACGAGUCCCAACUGAAACACACCAGCGAAACAGACAAACUAUCGAACCCACGUUACCUGCUUAAAACAUAAUUAUGGACAAAUGCGCGUAUAUUUGGAUUCGCUGUUAUCGGACAGAGAUGUAGGCUACUCGCUUGCUUGCCUACAGGAUUUGGCAAAAGUUUAAUUUUUCAAGCGUGGCCUACGGUAUGCAGUCAUGCUAUCAGAUAAAUACUCAUAAAAUGGCCAGAAGAAGCAGUGGUUUUGAUUGUUUGCCCGUUACAAUCAUUUUCCCCAAACACUGGCGAACUGAUGCGGGUCUGUGGAAAUGUUUGCCUACGGCAAUGCUUUCCGGUGCACGUUUCAGACCACGCCUGGCCAAAACACUCUGAUUGGUUGGGGGAAAAUACAGCUAUCCCGGGAAGGUUGCCUCCUUCGUUUAUGUCUAGAACGUCAAGGCGUCGGCCAGGCUCUGUUGAACAGAAGUGAAAAAAGCGACUGGCUGGCGAGGCCAUUGGGUUGCCCUCGGAGGUUGGAAUGGUUCAAUUCUGUCAAUCGGGUGCCUCUGACCUGCCUGCUGCAGUUGAUUGGUCAGUAUAGCCUAUGGACUGCAGGGAUAAAGGAAGCCCUGUAUUUGUGAACGGUUAUUCCUAAAUGUGGGUUAUUCAACAAAAAAAAAAAUGCACUGUGAAUAUUCUUCCCCUACAGUAUACAGAGGCCAGUUACUCACACGCAUCUAUACACACACACACAUCCAUUAUGAAAACCACACUAAGCUAAGACUAAGACUUCUUUCUGUUUUUUUUUUUUUUUUUACCCGCAUUUUAUUGCUUUAUAUUCCAUGGCUUCAUUUUGAUUAUCAUAAGGAUGUAAAGAAUUGCAUUCAUAACUGUGGCAGGGAAUGCACAAAUGGUUUGACACUUAUGUACAGUACAGAUAGUUGAAAGUAAUCAACCUGCCCAGUUGAUACUAUCUAUCUAUAUAUCCUGUGGUGCUAAUACUAAUGUAUUGCAACGCAAGCUGGAACACUUUCAUACCCUUGCAAAACAGCAUUAUUUCUAUAGCCGUUAUCAUGUGCAUUGUCCACAGAUAUAUUUUUUGUAUAACGGAACAUUAGCAGUAUUGUCCUUGAUUUUAUAGUAAUCUUUGGGUGAGUAUUAAGUGCUUUGGUGGUCACUUUGACAACCAUGAUAGACGUGUGUACAAGUUUCAUCCAUGCAUUAUCUAUUAUCUAUACCUGCUUAUUUCUGGUCAGGGUCGUGGGGGAUGUUAGAGCCUAUCCCAGCGUGCAUUGGGCGAGACAUGUAUAAGUUUGUCAUUCUGAAAAAAUUUAAGUCAUAAGUCAUGUGAUAUGUGAUGGGUUUUACUGCAAAGUGCUCCGUUCACACAAAUCGAGACGACCUGAAUCUUAUUUUCACACGCCCUGUUUUGUCUCACCAGUGACACUGGCCAAAUGAGAGAAAUAAAUAUAUUUUUACACCUACA
Molecule: messenger RNA, 4146 nt
Organism: Anguilla rostrata (American eel)
Lineage: Eukaryota; Metazoa; Chordata; Actinopteri; Anguilliformes; Anguillidae
Gene: tnfrsf1a
Product: tumor necrosis factor receptor superfamily, member 1a
Exons: 8
Coding region: 219-1250 (343 amino acids)
Biological process (GO): signal transduction; inflammatory response
Cellular component (GO): signaling receptor complex; membrane raft
Molecular function (GO): tumor necrosis factor receptor activity; tumor necrosis factor binding
Source: RefSeq, a predicted model, not a curated record